GGUUAAAAAAAGUUAUACUUUGAAUUUAUUGGAGAAAAUAAUUUCCCAACUAUCAAACAAAUGUUCUGCCUUUUCGAUUUUGGCCAUAGAAGUCCAGCAAAAGGGACUUGAGGCUGCAACAUCAUGGUUGCCACAACCAGACUUUACAUAAGAGCGGUGUUCACAGGCUACAAGCGUGGCCUGCGCAACCAGCAUGAGAACACAGCGCUGCUGAGAAUCGAGGGCGUGGAGAACCGCAAAGAUGCUGACUGGUAUCUGGGCAAGAAAUGUGCGUACGUCUACAAGGCCAAGAACAAGAAGAGGCCAGCUGGCUACACCAAAGCCACCAAGACGCGCAUCAUCUGGGGCAAAGUGACCCGACCCCAUGGCAAGAGUGGCGCCGUCAGGGCCCACUUCAAGGCCAAUCUCCCCCCACAGGCCAUGGGCAAAAGGAUCCGAGUGAUGAUGUACCCCUCUCGUAUUUGAGAUGUGUUGGUCACUGGAUGAGCCCUGUUGUUCCAGAGUACAAGAUGAAGUUGUUAAGGUUGUUAAUAAAAUAAAGAGGCAAGAAAAUAGAUAAGUAAAAA
This is a messenger RNA of Patiria miniata (bat star), 566 nucleotides long. It is a transcript of the gene rpl35a, whose product is annotated as 60S ribosomal protein L35a-like. Gene Ontology annotation, cellular component: ribosome; cytosolic large ribosomal subunit. Gene Ontology annotation, molecular function: structural constituent of ribosome. Bases 124 to 465 code for a protein of 113 amino acids. The record is from RefSeq and is a predicted model, not a curated record. Gene Ontology annotation, biological process: cytoplasmic translation; ribosomal large subunit biogenesis. Lineage: Eukaryota; Metazoa; Echinodermata; Asteroidea; Valvatida; Asterinidae. The transcript is spliced from 5 exons.